GGUAGCGUUGGUAGUGAUAGUGAGGGAAGACAGAGUCCCGAACAAAGGCGGAAACGUCCUUUACGAGCCCGUGGUACCCCCGCGCUCUCACUCAUCGUCAUUGGAUAACUUGCUGACUGGGGAGGAGCCGUCACAGGAUGCGCAGGAAGUGUCAGAUGGAUCGAGCACAGAAACCGAUGAUCGGCACGACUCUUCGGAGCGCCUCGAUUCACAAGGUGAAUCUAAAAGGAAAAAGCAAGGCAAAAAAACUAGAGGUUCCCCGGCGGACGAACGGCGAUUAUCUACCGAGUUCGCGGAGGAAACUCGAGACGACACUAGAUCUGUUUCGGAGGGUGAAGACGGCAGGUUAACGCCCCGACCCGAAUUUCCGCCGCUUGGAUCUGAACUAUCUGAAUCUAAAAAACAAACGAGCCGAGAUAGCGGCUUCGUGGGCAGCUGUGAUGAUCUCUUGAGGAAUGGCGAUUCUAGUUCAGACUUUACUCGAUCUCACGAACCUAAAGUAGAAUUAGAGGAGAUUAUUGAGGAAAUAAGGCCCGACAUAGAAGAACGUGUAGAGGGUCCCCCAUCGUCCGGUCCCCCACCCACACCCCUAAUACGUAAGGAUAGCUUUAAUAACUGGUCGUCCGAUGAAGAGACCAACUUAAUGAUGACUAAAAUGCGCCAAUUUUUCAAGCAGAUGAUAAAUUCAGCGAACGUUCGCGCGUCUACACCGCAGUCAUCUAAUUCGGAAAGUUCGCGCCCGCCGAAACCACCGCAAUUAUUGUAUUUUGAAAGCGAACUGACGCGACUUAUGAAAACUGUACCUGGUAUCCGGGACGAGGAAGUGCGCGAAAUAGUCGAAUAUUUGUCAAGCGAAGACACAUGGAGCGAUUCGUAUGAUUCGUCCGAUUAUGCCGGCUCAGAUUUAGAAGGGACCGCGGCGAAUCGUUCGGCCUUGAGGAAACAGAUAUCGGAAAGUUGUCGCGAGAUAAUAGACGAGUUCGAUCGUGGAAAUGGCGAGGGUGGCUCGCUGGAGCGCGACGCGGCCGGCGCCUACCAACGGCUGGCGGCGACGCUGGGCCGGGCGGGUGAGGGAUCGCCGCCUCUCUUCGGGAAGGUGAUGCGGCAUAUAGGGGGUAGGCUAGUGGCGUUAAUGCAUGAAGUGUCUGGUGGUGUGCCUAGUACGGACGAUGAUAGUGCGUCGGAGCCUGGUGCGUUGGCCCGGAGUCGUUCCCACGACAUCCUGGAAGCCACGGCUAGUCGUGGAAGUGUCGCGAGUGAUAGUGAACGGUUUUCGUGGCGUGGUAGUUUCGAGUCCGCCUUGCUUGCGGCGGACUCGCGCGGGACGCUGGGUGGUGGUGGCGAGGCCCGGCGCUCGCCGGCGGGCGCCGAGCUGGCCGCCCAGAAGUCGCACUCGAGGAGUUGCGGCGCCAUCGGUGGCAGCGAGGAUCGGUUGUGGCGGGGCAGGCGGCGAGCUUCUGCGCCUGAUGCUGAGUCUGAAGAAGAGCAGCGUGCCGGUUCGCUCCCCCGCCUCUCCUCCAUUGCGGGCACCGCGACCGCGCCCGCCGGUCCCGUCAAAUCGGCGCGGUACCGCGCCCCGGGCUUCCGCACGGCGACGCGGGCGGCGUCCGCGCCGGGCCUGCACGCGCCGCGCCGGCGCCGACCGCCGACCGCGGCGGCGCAACCGUCGCCCGCUGCGCCUGCGUCCGCACCUAGCUUAGAUGAGACGUACAUAUCAGAGUCGGUGUCGCCCGGCCACGCGACGCUGCCGCGGCGCUCCAACUCGCCGCUGCCGCACGAACGCGACCUCGAUCGGUUCUCGCUCAACAGAAGUGGCCUUCAGAACCGUUCGGAGUCCAUGGCAUCAGUGUAUUCGGGCGCCGGCGAGGGAAUGCGUGGCAACGUUACAGUUAGAGGAGACGUGCAGUUUUCUUUGCUAUACAAUUACCGACUCGGAGCGUUGGAAGUCGGCGUGCGGAGGUGCAGAGAUCUCGCGCCUGUCGAUGUCAAGCGGAACCGAUCGGAUCCUUAUGUUAAGGUCUACUUGUUACCGGACAAGUCCAAGACUGGCAAACGGAAGACAAAGGUUAAGAAGAACACGCUCAACCCGAUCUUCGAGGAGACGCUGAGCUUCGUGCAGCCGCUGGCCUCGCUGUCCUCACGGACACUGUGGCUUAGCGUGUGGCACGCGGACAUGUUCGGCCGGAAUGACUUCCUUGGAGAGGUGACGCUGCCGCUGGCCGACGUCGUGUUCGACGACCCCGCGCCCAUGUGGUACAAGUUACACGAGCGGACGGAACAAUUCGAUGAGCAACAAGGCACGCGCGGAGACCUGAUCAUAGGAUUAAAGUUUGAACUAUCCGAGACCGGCCCGCGCGCUAAAGGAACCCUUCACGUGCUAGUUAAAGAAGCUAAGAACGUCGUCGCCACCAAGCCGAACGGACUUGCUGAUGUAUUCUGCAAGAGCUAUCUCCUCCCCGAACGCGGCCGGCUCGCGAAACAGAAGACGAACGUCUGCCGUCGCACGCUCAACCCGCGCUGGGAGCACACCUUCACAUAUCGCGGCCUCACCAUGCAGGAGCUCAGCACGAGAGCUUUAGAACUCAGUCUGUGGGACCGCGACCGGCUCGCCUCCAACGACUUCAUGGGCGCAGUCAGACUGUCGCUAGGAACUGGAACAUACAUGGGCGCCAACGUAAAUUGGAUGGACAGCGUAGGCAAAGAAGUAUCCCUGUGGCAAGACAUGAUGCAGAACCCCAACAUCUGGGUCGAACGCUCGCUUCCUCUCCGACCGCAACUCAACAAUUAAAUCAUUCCAUAGGCAUACUCGGGCAAACCCAAUCGUCAGUAGAAAAAAAAAACACGAAAUAUGAUGGCAACCCCACAUAUUUUUUUAAAUAUUUGCCGCUUUUUUCUACUGACAAAUAAAUAAAAUUUAGGUAUCAAACAUCAUUUCAGUGUAAUUUUAGUAGGUACCUAAUGAAAAUCAAGUGGAUCAAUUGGGACCAAAAUCAUGUCUUCAAUUUUAAAAUGCCUUUUUACGAAAUUUACAUUCUUCCUUUAUAGGGUUACCUAGGCUAACAUCUUACUAAGGACCAAUGUGCCAAUCGUGUAAAAUGUUAAUUUAUACAUUUUAUUCACCUACCUAGAAAUAUUGUCUUUCUGUAUCUUGUCUGUACUUCUUUUAUAUACUUACUAAACUUCCUUAAAGGUGAAUUAUUUAGUGAUGAAUACUCUACAAAUACUUUAUAUUAUAUAUUUGUAUUUACUAAUCGAUUACAUUCCAACUUUGUGAUGAAUACUUUUAUAUAUAAGAAGACUUUGAUGACAAUAAUAUUAAUUUCUACUAGUUACUGCCUACUAGUAUUUCGUUUAAAAAAUAAAUACGUUAAUGCAUUUAAAAAUAGGUCUAUAUAUUAAGUUUAAUGUACAAAUUAAGUUCACAUGAGUUUCUAAGUGUCUGCUCAUGCAUAUUGUGAUUUAAUUAUACAUUUUGGAGAGUUGAAAAUGGUGUUGAAGAGUGUAUGAGUGUGUGAAAUGUUAAAAAAUAUGUGAAUAAUGACAAAUAACUUGUCUACUUAAUACUUAACGAUAUGGAGUGGAGACGUCCAUAGUAUAUAAAAUAGCCUUAGUUUGCCUACUUAACGACGAUACAGAGUACUGUAGGUCCCGGUUUAUUUAAUAACUAUUUUUGUAUUAAUAUUGUCGAUGUCAGAAGCGAUAUAAAAUAAAUAUUGAAUCAA
This is a messenger RNA of Leguminivora glycinivorella, 3722 nucleotides long. RefSeq names its product synaptotagmin-like protein 5. NCBI's taxonomy places the organism in Eukaryota, Metazoa, Arthropoda, Insecta, Lepidoptera, Tortricidae. Gene Ontology annotation, molecular function: neurexin family protein binding. The transcript is spliced from 9 exons. Gene Ontology annotation, cellular component: plasma membrane; exocytic vesicle. Bases 644 to 2788 code for a protein of 714 amino acids. The record is from RefSeq and is a predicted model, not a curated record. Gene Ontology annotation, biological process: exocytosis.